Molecule: messenger RNA, 705 nt
Organism: Sordaria macrospora k-hell
Lineage: Eukaryota; Fungi; Ascomycota; Sordariomycetes; Sordariales; Sordariaceae
Source: RefSeq, a predicted model, not a curated record
AUGUCAAUCACUCCAAUUCUUCUCCUCCUCUCCUUCCUCUCAUCGAAAACCGCCGCCGCACUUACGCUCGAGCCUAGGGGCAGCGGACCCAACGGCGCUGAGGAAUGGACCUGGGAACACUACCCUCCCGCCAGCGUCGCCACGGGGGGAACCAACAGCGGAGCCCAAGCGCAAAGCUUCUCCUUUGCGAAAUGGGUCGAAGACGCCCGAAACGGCAAAGCCAUGAGCCCCAAAGAUGCCAUCGCCGCUUACAAGGCUGGUCAACAUACUAAACGGGAUGACAACAACAAUGACAACCCCUUGUACGACGACGACGACGACGGUGAUGAAUUACCGCCCUGGUAUUACACCUACGGUCCCGGUGCUGCCAGAAAUACCACUCGGCCCCUGGUCGAGGACACCUUCACGCUCGUGUCCGGGAUCGCGUACCACCCGGAAAUGUAUUACAUUGGCAAGGACGAAGGGAAGGAUAUCAUACACCAGUCCAACACGGCCAGAUUGAAUGUUAGGAGCGUGACGGGGCAGAAGUAUGGAGUUAAGGGGACGGAUAUUGCGAGGGCGGGCGGGUUGAUUAUGGAUUAUUGUACGUGGAAGGGAAGAAGUGGUGGAGGAGAGUACGCCUGGGGCAAUGGGUACCUUUAUGUCACUCUUGAGCAUACGGGUAAGGGGGAGAAGACGAUGCAGGAGAAUUUGAUGAUCCCAUAA